AAAGAGUCCUUCCUCUGCAACCGGCUGCCAGACCGGAGAGCCCACCACCGUACCGAGCCGGGACCCCUCCGUCCCCCUGUGGGUGUGUGUGUGUGUGUGUGUGUGUGUGAGUGUGUGUGCAGCUGAACCCGUCCGGAGGUCUGAGGUGGGCGGAGACUGAGCCCAGAAGGUCCUCCCGUCCGCAGCGACGCACCGCGCAUUUCGGAGUCCCGCACCCGUCCGAGGAGGAAACAUCAUGGCAACGACUACUUGCACACGUUUUACGGAUGAAUACCAGCUGUACGAGGAGCUUGGCAAGGGGGCCUUUUCAGUGGUGCGCCGCUGUGUCAAACUCUGCACAGGCCAAGAGCACGCCGCCAAAAUCAUCAACACCAAAAAGCUCUCGGCCAGAGAUCAUCAGAAACUGGAGAGAGAAGCCAGGAUCUGCAGAUUGCUCAAGCACUCCAACAUCGUUCGUCUCCAUGACAGUAUCUCAGAGGAGGGAUUCCACUAUCUCCUCUUUGACCUGGUGACGGGAGGGGAGCUGUUCGAGGACAUUGUGGCGAGGGAGUACUACAGUGAAGCAGAUGCGAGUCACUGUAUCCAUCAGAUUCUAGACAGUGUGUCUUACACCCACCAACAUGACAUAGUGCACAGGGACCUCAAGCCAGAGAACCUGCUGCUGGCCAGCAAGUGUAAGAACGCAGCAGUGAAGCUGGCCGACUUCGGACUGGCUAUCGAGGUUCAAGGAGAACAGCAGGCUUGGUUCGGCUUUGCAGGGACUCCCGGCUACUUAUCCCCAGAGGUGCUGAGGAAGGAGGCGUACGGUAAACCCGUGGACAUCUGGGCAUGCGGUGUGAUCCUUUACAUCCUUCUGGUUGGGUACCCUCCGUUCUGGGACGAGGACCAGCACAAACUCUACCAGCAGAUCAAAGCCGGAGCGUACGAUUUUCCCUCCCCAGAGUGGGACACGGUGACUCCAGAGGCUAAAAAUCUGAUCAACCAGAUGCUGACUAUCAACCCAGCCAAGAGAAUCACAGCCCAGGAGGCCCUGAAGCACCCAUGGGUCUGCCAACGCUCGACGGUGGCCUCCAUGAUGCACAGGCAGGAGACGGUCGAGUGCCUGAAGAAGUUUAACGCCAGGAGGAAACUCAAGGGAGCCAUUUUGACCACCAUGCUCGUCUCCAGGAACUUCUCUGUGGGUCGGCAGACUACAGCCCCCGCCUCAGUCAGCAACGUGCCUGGAACCACCGCUGGCAUCGUGGAGCAAGCCAAGAGUCUCCUCAACAAGAAGGCGGACGUCAAGCCGCAGACAAACAGCACGAGAAACAGCAUAGUCACCAGUCCCAAAGGCAACGUCCCCUCUGCUGCACUGGAGCCUCAGACUACUGUUAUCCAUAAUCCAAUAGAUGGGACCAAGGAAUCAUCUGACAGCAGCAACACCACCAUUGAGGAUGAAGAUGUGAAAGCUCGCAAACAGGAGAUCAUAAAGAUCACGGAGCAGCUGAUUGAAGCUGUCAACAAUGGAGACUUUGAGGCCUACGCGAAGAUCUGCGACCCUGGUCUGACCUCGUUUGAGCCGGAGGGGCUCGGUAAUCUGGUGGAGGGAAUGGACUUCCACAGAUUUUACUUUGACAAUCUCCUCUCCAAGAACAGCAAACCCAUCCACACCACCAUCCUCAACCCUCACGUGCACAUCAUCGGGGACGACGCCGCCUGCAUCGCCUACAUCCGCCUGACGCAGUUCGUCGACGGGCAGGGCCGCCCCCGCUCCAGCCAAUCGGAAGAGACCAGAGUAUGGCACCGCAGGGAAAGCCGGUGGCAGAACGUCCACUUCCACUGCUCGGGCGCUCAUGCUGCCCCGCUGCAGGGAUGAGGAAUAUGAGACGGACGAGGAGGCAGAGAGGAGCAGAGGAGGAAUAACCUGAGAGAGCGUAUCAGCUGAGAGAGAGGCGGAGGUGGAUGGAGGCCGGCUUCAGGGAGUCUGAAGAGUCUGAUGCGUUUUUGAGGAUUGUGGUCGUCGUCCUGCGCUCUCCACACCCACCUCGCUCUUCUCUCGCUCUCUCUCUCUCUCUCUCUCUCUUCUCUCUCUCUCUCUCUCUACAACCUCAACCACAGACUGUAACGCCGACGCUCCCAUCGCCAAAACCUACGCUACAGCAGAGGGCACAUCAGCCAAAAAAAAAAAAAAGAAGGAAACUCUUACAGCCCGGCGUCCUGUCUCCGGUCGGCCUCUGGCGGCGGCGGCUGCUCUCCUGUUGCAGAAUCCCCCUUUUACUCCUCUGACGUCCAGUUAUUGUUCCUUCCUUCUAGUAUUAUUAUGGCUGCAGUCUGUUGUUGUGCUCUUUCAACUGUACAGUAUAUUUAUUAGCCCUUUUAAAACCUUUUACCCUUGUUGGUUGUUUUUUUUUAACGACGAGCAUGACUCUGUCCCCGUGUUCUGAUUCCCUGUGGCUGUUUAUUUCUGCACGACUAACGGCUGCAUAACAGUUCCAGUCUCACAGAGAGAGUGACACCGACUGGUGGGUGUGUUUAAUGAUCCCUUCUGUGUGGUUUGCUCAGUUGAACUUUCUUUCUCUGGAGUGUAGUUGAUCCCCCUGACCCCCUGACCCCUGACCCCCGGCCCCUUCCUCUCUGAGCCAUGCAGCAUGCUAAACUAUUACUGUGGUUCUUAAUUGAGUCUCUGUGUACUGAACAUUGCAAGUUAACUACUGAAAUUAUGACAAUGGUUGAGAUUUUAGUGUCGCGCCGUUUAUGUAAAUCUCCAGUUUUCAUCGUGGUGACUUAACGACAUUUUAUGCUGUAGAUGGUAUUUAAUUGCAUGAUAUUCCGAGUUAAUAACAUUGGUAAGUUGGGUGUUUAUCGUGCAUUUUGUUGAUUUCUCUCUUUUUGGACUGAGCUGUUGGUGAGCUAUAAUCUAUCGCCUCUAUUUUCUGGGCUUUGUAAGUGCAUAAACUAUUUUUGUGUUAAUAUGAUAGUGUAAUAUGUGAGGAUACUGGCGAGGAUCGUGACAGAAAAUUGCCUUUUUAAAGAAACUGCUGUAUCCAGAUCAGUUUGAAAAUGGCUCUGCACUGAAUCAAAGACAAAGGAGCUAUUUCAUCUUUUAUUUGUUAGAGUCGACCAGACUGAAGAAAAUGUCACAUCAGGGUCUUAAUUUAGAUUAGUUUUAUUAUGAAAAAGCAGCUUUUUACUUCACAAAUGUACUAUUUUAAAUAGCUAAACAAGGCACUGGUGACGUAUAACCAGGAACAAUUACACCAAAAAUAAAGUUUAUGGUUCAGUUUAAAGUAUCAAAGACAAAACCCAAGAAGCUAAUUCAUCUUUUGUUAACCAGACUGAAGAAAAUGUCACAUUAGGGUCUUAAUUUAGCCUAGUUUUAUUUUGAAAAUGCAGCAUUUUCAAGAAAAAGACCCAAAUAUACGAUUUAAACAGCUGAACAAGGCCCUGUUGAUAUAGUCUGUGACCUUUAUGCCCCCAACCAUCAGUAGAAAAACCAGCCUUGUUUUCAGCUUUGUGAUAAUGAACCAACUUCUCCUCAAGAGGGCACCGACAUCCAACAACAGAGACUGAACGUGUGACUGAAACUCAGAGUUCACCAUAAAGAUCUGAGCAGUUGGACCCCCGAGAGGAAGAUUUUCAGUUACUUCCUCUCAAACUGCCUUUACGGUAUUUUUCACGGUUGCUUUGGCUCAACAGAGAAUUAAAAGUUAUUACACAAAAUGCUUUAACUCAAUAUUCUGUCCUCAAAAACUCACAAAACGGACAUAUUAGAGCUUUAAAAGAUCAUUUUCACGUCACUUUUUAAACAUAAAUACCAAACAUUCAUCUAUUUUCUAUGAUUGUAAACUGGACAUCUUUGGAUUGUUUUAAUUUUAGUUGGACAAAAUUGUUAUUUUCCAUAAAAGCUCAACAAUCAGUUGAUUAAUCAAGAAAACCAUCAGCAGAUUGAUAAUGAUGAUUAAAAUAAUCAUUAGCUAAUACAUAAUGUAUCAAAGUUCAUCAGAGCGUUAUGUUCAAUUUAAUCAAAUUAAGCUUUUUCAUAAAGUCUUUAUAUUAUAAAACAGCGACGUCAUUUCAUCAUAACAACCAGAAAUUAAAGCAACGUACUCAGAAGUGAAUAUUUAAAAUGAUCUUUUGGUGUUUUUUAUUCAUCAAACACUGUAAAUACAGAUAAUAUAGUCUCGACUCAUUAAAUCCUACAUUUAUACCAGGUCAUAUCGAGUUUCUGUUUGACCACAAAGUUUGCUGA
Molecule: messenger RNA, 4228 nt
Organism: Dicentrarchus labrax (European seabass)
Lineage: Eukaryota; Metazoa; Chordata; Actinopteri; Moronidae
Gene: camk2b2
Product: calcium/calmodulin-dependent protein kinase type II subunit beta
Exons: 21
Coding region: 236-1855 (539 amino acids)
Biological process (GO): protein phosphorylation
Cellular component (GO): neuron projection; cytoplasm
Molecular function (GO): ATP binding; calmodulin binding; calcium/calmodulin-dependent protein kinase activity
Source: RefSeq, a predicted model, not a curated record